UGUGAAUUGUAAGGAUAUUGACUAUUCGUAACUGCUGACGUAGGCACCAUUUUCUGGUAAACACAAAGUUAACAGUGAAAGUGCGUUAUCUGUGUGGACUAUUGGAGUAUUUCGGGUGUAUUUGAACCAGAUUUAUAGGAAGAAAGGAGGAAAAACGUGAAAUUGCACAGAAAUCAUAAAAAUAAGUAUGGCUUUAGCCGCUUCAUUUCUAUUUCUGUUGCAAUUAUUUUGCAUCUUACGUGCAUCAUGGGCCCAACGAUCGCCAUACUCGCUACAGGCAGCCGUUGAGGAGUUGCACCAUAGGGAAGCAGCCAAAUAUCCACUAAACUCACCACCGUCCCAACGGUACUUUACCGAUUCAUUAGGUAAUAGUGCUGAACAGGAUUAUGGGAACAAUGAUUUGCAAUUUCCUUCGGUAUUUCGUGAACGCGAAACCCAAUUGGGACCCGUAGGGAGCCUUGCUUCUGACCAUUCCACAUUGACCGAUCAGUUCUUACGCGAAAUCGAAAAUGCACAAGAAUUUGAACGCGAAGAGCAGUAUAAGGAAGCCUUGCGUAAUCUGUGGGAGAAAUAUCAACAAAAGGAAAAUGAAAUCAAAGUCGAUAUGCUCAACGAAAAAAAGCGUAUGCGCAUGCCUCCGUACUAUAUGUUAAUGCAGAAGAAAAGCUCAUACCCUGUGCUUCCCUGGCUACCAUAUUCUGAACGUAAGAAACGCUUUCCAGUCGCAAAACGUUCAACCAAAGGUUUAUCCACUGAGAUUAGAAACUUAGGAAAGACAGAUGAUAAAGUAGCUAGAGAUUUGGGUGAGAUAUUUGGAUCACCCCAUAAUCCCUCUAGUGAUAUGAAGAAGAAGAAGCGAUCAACAAAUGAAAAGGCACUGACUUCUUUGAACGAUGUUCCCUCUUCAACAUUGUCUGCUUUAAAUGAUACUACUACAAAUGCUGCUGUGGCAUCAGAUGUACACGAUCUUCAUCAAAAUGGUCAUGCAAAUGGGAACGAAGUUUCCAAGGCCGGACAUCAGCAGAAGGAACACAAGCAUCGUAAACGCAGCGAUCGUCAUAGUUCUCACGAGAGCCAUGGGGAAGAAGAUGAGGGUUCUGAAUCUGAAGAACGUGAAGAAGAAGAGGGCGAAGAGGAAGAAGAGGAAGAAUUUGACGACGAAGAGACCGAAAUACGCAAAAGGAAACGCGAUUUGGUUUUUGAAAAGGAAUUACUUCAAAGUGAGCCUGUUCUAGUCAGCCGCUUAAAUAACUUGAGGCAAAAAAAAUCCAUUGAUUGGUCGAAAUACUUUGGUAUAGAUCGUAAAAAAAAGGCUGUGAAUGGAUUGAGCUUCCAUUAUAAAGAUUCUGACGCGAGCGUAGAUGACGAGGAUUUGAAUGCCGAAAAAAUUGAUAGUAUGGAAAAGAAGCUGCAGUCAAUUGAGGACUUCAUCAUCGAUGGAACCAUCAAGUAUACAGGAGCACAUGAGGGAAUAACCGACCCUGAUGAAAUACGUCGUCUGAAGGAUCAUGUACUCUCACGUUUAGCUACCGCUUAUAGUUUGGAGAAAAUGCGUCGCGCCUUAGAAAAAUUGAGACAAUUAGUAGAUACUGAGAAUCAUCUACUCCACAACGUAAUUGAUACUGGUAACAACAACGAAAAGCGAUUGUCGGUAAAGAAGCAGCAAGCUGCUUUGCAGGAAUUCGAAAACAUUGGAAUACCGGAGAAUGAUAAGAAAAAGGAAAUUCAUUCGAAUGCUAUGAUGAGCACCAGCUCUGGCGGUACAACAAACAUUAGAACCGGUUCAAAGGGUAAUGAUGCACUAGAUAAAGUGAAGAAAUCCGAAAAGACGCGAAAUGGUUUUCCGCGUUACUCAGAAUUACCAAAUGAAUUUGGUGACGUAGACGAUGGGAAUUUCGUUGCACCCUAUGAGACCCUAAAUGACGCAUAUCUUGGCAAUAAAAAUUAUAUAAUCGGCUCUAACCAAUGUCCCUUAAUCGAGAUGAUAGCAGAGCGAUGCCGUGAAGUAGUAACUUUAAGUGGUGAUGUCCAACAGGAGCUGUUACCAAUUUGCGGUGUGCACCAAAUUUGCUAUUUAUGUGGUUCUUCGCAAGUGGCUUGUGAUUAUCAAUAUAUGACUGAAGCUGAUGCUAUUUGCGGCAAUAACAAUGAUUGUCAAGCUGUCGCGCGUUCGGUAUUAAUGAUAAUUCGAGGCACUUUCAGCGAAAAGCUCGGACCGCGAGAGUGUUUAAGGAACUCUUGUCUACAUGGUGCUAUGAGGGAAAUUGGACUGUAGAUCGAUAAGAGCCAAAUAUCUUAAAUUACUAUAGAUAAAAGAUACUAAAGUGAAAUAAUCAUAUGUAUAAAUUUGUUGGUGUCAUGUUUUGUUGCUGUAUUUACUAUCUUUCAGGUUUGAUCGUAUGCGAUAAAUGUAUACAUACACACAUAUAAAUGCAUUAGCAAAUUGCAUUCAUACAUAUUACUCGA
Molecule: messenger RNA, 2466 nt
Organism: Ceratitis capitata (Mediterranean fruit fly)
Lineage: Eukaryota; Metazoa; Arthropoda; Insecta; Diptera; Tephritidae
Exons: 8
Coding region: 188-2275 (695 amino acids)
Source: RefSeq, a predicted model, not a curated record